UGCAGUUUUGCAAAGACCUCGAGAAGACUUGACAUUCUCAAAUGCAUCUGCUUCUCCCCAAAUAAAAUAAAUAUCCUUACAUUUCAUCUUGCAAGUGCUUCCUGCAUCGUCGUCCGACCAAGGCGGCUGCAAAGGAGGAGGAGGAGCAGAUGGAGGCAUGCGAGAUCGCCCGCCUGCUGGAGGAGCUCCUGUCGGCAGCCUUAUCCCGCACGUCGCCGCGCGACGCCUGCCGUGCCGCGGCUGUCUCCGCGGCCUUCGGGACGGCGGCCGACUCCGACGCCGUCUGGGCCUGCUUCCUGCCCAGCGGUCGUGACCUCCCGCUGCUCGCUGACGGAGAGCAGCUGCCAUGCAGGAAGAAGGACCUGUUCCUCCGCCUCUCCGGCAGCCCGGUCCUCCUCCCAGGCGGACUCCUGAGCAUGUGGCUGGACAGAGAGACCGGCGCCGGGUGCUACAUGGUGCCGGCGAGGGAGCUGUCCAUCGGAUGGGGCGCUCUCGCCGACUCGAGGUCUUCCGAGAGUGCUGAACUCAUACUAGUUUGCUGGCUGUAUAUCCGCGGCAAGAUAGAUAGCAAGAUGCUCUCCCAAGGCUCAAUAUACUCAGUGUACAGGGUGUACAAGUUUGCCAAUUAUUUGUAUGGAUUGUCCGACGGUUACUACGGGCUAGAAUUGCCGGUCCAGAAGGCAUCAGUGAGCGUCGGAGACAACCACCAAAUCCGCAAGGUCUGCAUCCAUCCUAACCAGCAAAGAAGCAUGAGACGGAACUGUCAUGCAACGCUUCCUCACAAAAGAGCUGAUGGUUGGAUGGAGCUGGAGCUGGGCGAGUUUGUUUGCGAGGGGCAUGAAGAUGGGGACGUGUCGUUCGGUCUAUCAGAGAUGAAAGAUUUGAGUAGGAAGAACGGUCUUAUCGUGCAGGGUAUUGAGAUUAGGCAUAAGAUUUGAGGAGGCAUCCAUGCCCGAAUCCGAGCCAGUCCUGGUAGACAGGGAGAUAGACAACCUAGUGGCUGGCGAUGACCUACAUCGAGUGAUGGGUGUAGUUUUUGCGCUCAUCACACCGUUGGUUAAAUCAGAAAAUCCCAUAAUUAUUUAGAAAUUCACUCCGAUAUUGUCACUAAUGAAUAACGAAUACGAGAGAUCGUGAAGUCUUUGGUUGAAUAUGUUUCUGCGGGACAUAAACAUGGAAAGAAAGCAUCACUUAUAAGGUAAAAAUAAAAAUGAAGGAAGAAAGGAAGGAAUUGGAGACACAACAAACCAACCAGAGUGCAAGACGACGUUCGGUACGAGCGAACGCUUGUACCGAUCUCCAGAAGGUCCAACUGGUCAACCUUUAUAAAGGGGUCAAUACUAGAAUCCCGGCUAAGAGAGCACCAUUUGGGAAACAGAACACCGGAACCAUCUUCCAACUCUCGCCCUCACUAUUUCCCAUCUCAUAUCCUUAGUCGCCACCAUCAUCACUGCAGCAAUC
Molecule: messenger RNA, 1461 nt
Organism: Triticum aestivum (bread wheat)
Lineage: Eukaryota; Viridiplantae; Streptophyta; Magnoliopsida; Poales; Poaceae
Product: F-box protein At2g02240
Exons: 3
Coding region: 150-938 (262 amino acids)
Molecular function (GO): protein binding
Source: RefSeq, a predicted model, not a curated record